AUGUCCACCAACCCCGAGACCAACGGCGAGGAUAUCAACAGUGCCGAUGCCCAUUUCAUCAUUGAAUGCCUCAAGCAUCUCAACGAUUCUAAGCAGGUCGACAUCAGUAAAGUUGCCGUUGCCUUCAAGUACAGCAAUGUUCUAUCAGCCCGCAACCGUCUUCGCACCCUGAGCAAGCGCUACGGAUUCCCAAACCUGGAGUGCAAAUUCUCCUCUACCCCGACCAAGGCUGGCAAAACCGGUGCUAUUGGUGAAGCUGCCAAAGAUGGUACUGCGGGUGAUGAGGAUGCUUCGUCUUCUGGCGAGACUGUCCAGUCCUCUCCCUCCAAGCCUGCUCGCAAGCCUGCUGCUCGCAAGGGAGCCAAGGCUAACUCAAAGCCAAUUCCCGCCACUGGUCCGGUGAGCGCCGAUGGCUCUUCCUCUCCUUCCAAGAAGCCUGCCGGGAAGCGUGGUCCAAGAGGCAAGGGCAAGCAGGCCGUCGCCCAGCAGCCCGCCGUCAUGGAGUCUGUCGAGAUUCAGGUCAAAAAGGACAACGAAGACGUGAAGAUGGAGGGCGACGCUAUCAAAGCUGAAGCCUAA
Aspergillus pseudoviridinutans is the source of this 579-nucleotide messenger RNA. RefSeq lists its product as uncharacterized. NCBI's taxonomy places the organism in Eukaryota, Fungi, Ascomycota, Eurotiomycetes, Eurotiales, Aspergillaceae. The record is from RefSeq and is a predicted model, not a curated record. Bases 1 to 579 code for a protein of 192 amino acids. The transcript has 2 exons.